UGCCACCGGGGCCGCGCAGGGGGCUGACGAGGGAGGAACUGAGGACCAGGCUGGCCGCCCCACGUCAGAGAAAUGGGGGCAAAGAGCCUCCUGGUUCGGGGCCGCGGGGGUGACGAGGUCAAGCCGACUUCCCCGUGAGACUUAGGAAGCCCCCUGGGCCGGAUGGCGGGAACACUGGCUUGUUCACUCAUCGCGCCUGUCGGGACCUUUGGCGGUCUUUGGUCAAGCGACACAGGCUUUCGCCCGGCCUGUCCUCCGUUGCUCUGGUCCCGUGGCUCAUCCUCGUGUCGCGGAGCCCGUGGCCUGUGACAGGCGCACUCCUGCUCCGGCGCAGGGGCCCUGUCGGUCCACCCGAGGCGUCUUCCGAAGUCCGCCCCCUCCCCAGACUCGUCCCUGUGCCAGAAAGUCUUUGAUGUGCUUCUGGGUCAGAACUCAGCCUCGUUUCGGUGGAGACCCUGUCCCCUCACGUGCAGAGGAAGAGGAAGGCCGCCGACCUCCCAGCGCCGCGGAGAAGCCGCCAUCCCAGAGCCACUCCCCGGGUCCCCAGCCGGAGCGGGAGCGAGAGCAGGGGCAUCGGUGCGUCCGCAGAUGUCCGGGGGUGUCGGGAGCGCAGGGGACACAGCUCCGGCCUCUCUGGGAGCCAGGCCUCCCCCGCGGCCCCGCUCCUGCCCUGGCGCUGUACGGAAAGCGGAUGCUGACCGCAGACGACCCCGCCGAGCCCGCAGAGACCGGCCGCCCGCGGGAGGAUGGCGGACCCGGGGCCCACGCCAAGGCCACGGCCACACUCUCCGGGGAGCACGGCCCGCCCGAGCAGACGCUGAGCCAGCAGCUGCAGCAGCAGGUGGCCCAGCUGCACGAGGCCCUCAGGAGCCAGGAGUCCCGGUGGGCCACGGCUCAGCGCCACCUCCAGAGCCAGAUAGACGCCCUCGUGCAGCAGAACCUGGAGCUCCGGGAUGAACUGACGGCCCCACGGCCGCUGUGGGAGGCAGACGCCGCCCUGGGCGCCAGGCUGAAGCUGGACACUCUGGCCACACACCAGUCCUCCCAAAGUCUGCAAGAACCGAGCGGCCAAAAGUCGCCAGAAGCAGCCGCGAGUGUCGCCAGGCUCCAGGAGUGUCCAGCUGCUCAGGGAAAGGGCACCCGUCCACUGCCUUGCAAGGGUCCUGAGGGCGGGCUUCUCAGCCGGGAGCGGGCUGGUAGGUCUGCCUGCUCCCCGCAGGGCGCUGCCCGGCCACAGAACCCUCCUGGAGAGCCAGGGCCUUCCCGUGUCGACGCCCAGACAGAACAGGGGGACCAGGAAGAAGGAAUGCGGUCCCCGGCCAGCGAGGUUUAUGGUUCCGCAGAUGCUCGGAUCACACACACGACCCAUCCCAGCGGUCCGGCCGUCCUGCGGUUCCCUGAGCAGACAGAAAAAUACCACCCCGAUGGCUCGACGGAGAUCGUGCAUCCGGACGGGACCGUGAGACGUCUGAGCGGCGGCUGUGAGGAGACAGUGUUUCCGGACGGGACGGUCGUCACCGUGGAGAGGAGCGGCGACAGGACCAUCGUGCUCAGCAACGGGCAGAGGGAGAUCCAAACGGCCGGGUUCACGCGGCGGGAAUACCCCGACGGCGCCGUCAGGACCGUGUACUGCACGGGCUCCCAGGAAACCCGGUCCGCCUCCGGGACCGUGAGCAUCAGGUGCCAGCCUGGGAACGUGCUCCUGGCCAGAAGGCAUCGGGCGUCCCUCAAAACCCAACGUUACGCGUGACUUCCCGAUUAUGGUUUUGGUUUUUUUUUUUCUUUUUGUUUUUUGUUUUUGUUUUUUUCUGAAACAGACACAGAAACUAAUAGCCUAUUCACGGCCCUAAAUGGCGAUAAAACUUUAGGACACCCCAAGUCAUGCAGGAUUUGUGACUCCAUAGACCCCGGGCUUCCUUGGUCGAGAUGCAUGGUUCGAUCGGCCCCAGCUGGGGGACAGGGGACUCACCAGAGAGCGCGUCCCAGGAGCCCUAGCAGGGCCGCCACUGUCCGCCUCUCAGGAGCCGGCGCUGCCCUGUGACGGGAUCGGGGGGUCAGCGGGGCCGUCCCGUUAGGCCCCCUGAUGAGCAGACCCCGACUUCCCUCCCUCCACAAGCCCCAGCCAGACCGAUUGCCCUCCGUGACCUCUAACCCCCAACCUUGCCGGGUCGGGUAGGAAGAGAGUUGUAGCCCCGCACAGAGAGCCUGGCCCAGGUCAGCAUGGUGGGUGUCGGGGCCCGUCCCUGCCCGGCAGCAGUCCCCUCCGGAGGCUCAGGAUCUUCUCCUCUCAAGGUCACGACAGCGACCAGUGACCUCCUCAUGGUGCCGUUUGCAGGCCACCUAGAAACUAACAGUGCGAUGGCGGCGAGCGGGCUUCGUCCUCACGCGGAGACUCCCCGGGGAAGAAUCCCUUCUGGAACCAUCUUGUCGUGAAACGUGGAUUUGUGUUUGUGUUUUCGGUGCGCACUCCUGUUCUGCUCUGCAGGACGCGAGCCAUCCUGUGUCCGUCGCCGUAGCCAUGUCAACCCGUGUCACCCGCGCCGCGUUACGGAGGCCAUCGGGAUGCUGGUGACGCUGUCUGAAGUGACCCAGGGACAGCGUGCUCUCGGCUCUGGAGGAGAGCAGAGAGAGCAGCUGCCCCGGACGGAGGCCUCUCCCUUCCCGAGGACCACGGCCCCGUCACUGGUCAGUUAACAGGUGAAACUAAUCUGUUAGGGAAAAGCUGCUUUUGCUUUGUCUUAAGAAAGAAAUAAAGAAAAGCACGUGCCGAUUGUUUUAUUUUGAAUGAACUUAUCCCGAGAAUUUCCA
Messenger RNA from Mustela lutreola (European mink), 2808 nucleotides. Its product is annotated as centromere protein J-like. Gene Ontology annotation, biological process: centriole elongation; cilium assembly. Lineage: Eukaryota; Metazoa; Chordata; Mammalia; Carnivora; Mustelidae. The transcript has 9 exons. Gene Ontology annotation, cellular component: nucleus; centrosome; centriole. The record is from RefSeq and is a predicted model, not a curated record. Bases 413 to 1750 code for a protein of 445 amino acids. Gene Ontology annotation, molecular function: tubulin binding.